Messenger RNA from Sclerotinia trifoliorum, 5653 nucleotides. The record is from the annotation of a GenBank genome assembly. Lineage: Eukaryota; Fungi; Ascomycota; Leotiomycetes; Helotiales; Sclerotiniaceae.
UGAUUAUCACUGAUUUAUUAUGACGUAUCAAAUGAAGUUUAUCUCAUCCUAAAUGGUUCAACAAGCUCUACAGCCAAUAGACUUCUUAGCUUUUUCUAUUUUUUCUUCUAAAGCCGGGUCUUUCCUAUGGUGACAAGCAUCUUACCCGCACCCACUCUCCCACCACUCCAAAGGGGCCCCGCUUCCAACCUGCCCUCCACCAAACCAUCAACAAACACUUGGAACCUACCAAGCACUUACCCUAAUGUCCUUUUGCUAGCAUUUUCUUCUUAAAUACUCUUCUUCGUAUCGUCUUUUCCGUGCAUGUCCUUUUCUCUUCCUAUUUUUUUCUCCUUCUUCACUUUCGUCAAGCUUUUAUCAUUAUUUUGAUUUGUGCCAGUCGUUCUUAGACCCCGCGUUCUGCCACUGCAACAAGUCACUUCCAACGUAUAAAAAGUUGUUGGUUCUUCAAAUCCGUGGCACCAAAGACCAUGGUUUCAAACGAAGUUUAUUUACUCCCUCUCAAGGAUGAUGGGAGUCCUGAUGUAUCUGGAGGAUACAUUUAUCUUACUCCCAAAGGCACAAAGCCGAUAACUGUCCGUUUUGCUAUCGAGGGGACAUCCUCGAUAUGUCGAGAAGGCAGUCUCUGGGUGAACAUCCCCGAGAAAGGUGCAGAAUUUCAAAGAGACCAGUUCCGUGAAUUCAAGUGAGUUUUCCCUGCAAGACUCCGUCUACCGCAAGCACUAACUCUAUAGAUUGGAACCAGAUUUUAAUCGUACCAUUGAAAUAUCGAUACCCAUUCAUUCAGCUGGCGCAUUCGCAUUCUAUACUACAUACAAAGCUCUGCCGGAUUUGGAUGAUACAAAUACCGCUACUAUUGAAACUACCAAGUCCCCAGUGUAUUAUAUCGAUGUUGCUCCAACCUUGAAGCUGGAGGGUAGGCAACUGCCUUUACCUGCGUUGUCCGUAUUCUCUAUCAUUUCGAAAUUCAUGGGGAAAUAUCCCAAGGAUUGGCAAAAACAUCUGCGUGGAAUUAGUGAGAGAGGAUACAACAUGAUCCAUUUCACCCCCUUGCAAAAACGUGGUGAAUCAAACUCGCCAUAUAGUAUCUAUGACCAACUUUCAUGGGACCCCGAAUGCUUCCCCAAUGGCGAAAAAGAUAUCAAAAAGCUAGUUAAGAGCAUGGAAGAGGAUCAUGGUCUCUUGGGGUUGACUGAUGUAGUUUGGAACCACACUGCGAACAAUAGCGCGUGGCUCCAGGAACAUCCAGAGGUCGGCUACAAUGUGUCGACAGCACCGUGGUUGCGUUCGGCCUUGGAACUGGACACUAAACUACUCGAAUUCAGUAAAGAUCUUGCCAAUCAUGGUCUUCCAACGACGCUUAAUUCUGUUGACGACUUGGUUAAAGUAAUGGCUGGUGUCAAAACAGAGGUCAUUGCCAAACUUCGUCUAUGGGAAUACUAUGUUAUUGAAAUUGAAAGGGAUGCCGAUGCAGUUGUAGGGGCUUGGGCAGCUAACAAAAUUUCAUUUCCAGAGGGAGGUUUUGGUGGAUCAGGUUUUGGUGGUUUAGAAGCAAUCAAAAAUGCUUCAGUUGCGGAGCAGGCGACUUUCUUAAGAGAAAAGGGAAUGCUCAACACUGAUAGACUUGGAGAGAGAUACAGAAGAAAGGUAAACCCUGAAGUUGGCGCGGCGCUGCUUACAGCUUUGUUUGGAAGAUACGAAGGCGAUAAGUCAAAUAGUGCUGAUCGAGCAGAAGCACGAAGUCGCUUGGUUAAUAUCCUGGAUGAAGUCAACCUUCCAUAUUACAAAGAAUAUGACGUGGAUGUAGCGGAGAUUCUUGAUCAGCUCUUCAACCGCACCAAAUACGUUCGGCUUGAUGAUAAUGGACCAAAACUUGGCCCUAUCGAUGAAAAGAAUCCUCUCAUUGAAACUUACUUCACCAGAUUACCCAAAAAUUCCACUACCUCGAAGCACAAUCAAGAGGAUCUCGCUUUGGUAAACAACGGCUGGAUUUGGGCGGCAAAUGCACUUGUUGACAAUGCUGGUCCCAAAUCUCGUGCAUACCUUCGCCGUGAAGUAAUUGUUUGGGGCGAUUGUGUGAAGUUGCGUUAUGGAGAGUCUCGUGAAGACAGCCCCUUUUUGUGGGACUUUAUGUCGAAAUACACACGUCUCAUGGCCAAAUAUUUCACCGGUUUCCGCAUCGACAAUGCACACUCUACACCAAUACACGUCGCCGAAUUCCUUCUAGAUGAGGCAAGAAGAGUUAGACCAAAUCUUUAUGUGGUUGCAGAACUUUUUACGGGGUCGGAAGAGAUGGACUAUGUUUUUGUCAAACGUCUAGGUCUUAGCUCCCUCAUCAGAGAAGCAAUGCAGGCUUGGAGUACUGGAGAAGUCAGUCGUCUGGUUCACCGCCAUGGUGGUAGACCUAUCGGAAGCUUUGAAGUUGAUGAAGUCUCUGGAGCAGAUCAAAAGACACCCAAUGGUAAAACCAAUGGAUCCACUUCCGACAGAGAAAUCAUACGCACCAUUAGAUAUACUCCGGUUCACGCCCUCUUCAUGGACUGCACCCAUGACAACGAAGUUCCUGCACAAAAGCGUGAUGCUCGAGACACUUUACCAAAUGCUGCACUAGUUGCCAUGUGUUCUAGUGCCAUUGGUAGCGUCAUGGGUUAUGAUGAGAUUUAUCCCAAGCUAGUAGAGAUUGUUCACGAAACAAGAUUGUACACAUCUGCUUCUUCUGAAAAAGAAGUGAAGACUGGAGCUGGCGAAGGUGGCAUUGGUGGGAUCAAAAAGCUUCUCAACCAAAUCCAUAGUAUCAUGGGCAAGGAUGGGUACGCCGAGACAUACAUUCAUCACGAAGAUCAGUACAUCACAGUUCAUCGGGUGCAUCCUGAAUCUAGAAAAGGAUACUUCCUCAUCGCACAUACAGCGUUCCCAGGCUAUGGUAACGGGAAUGGAGGUUUCAAACCAGUUCACCUUGGAGGCACUAAGGCUAGCCAUCUCGGCAGCUGGAUGCUUGAAGUUGACACUUCUGACGAGGCAAAGAAGGAGGCACUGGAAGAUAAGAAAUAUCUAAGAGGAUUACCUAGCAAGGUCUCCAAUCUUCCUGGAGUCCGUAUGGAAUACAAAGAUGGAGAAACAACGAUUUCAGUCCGAGAUAAAUUUCCUCCUGGAAGUAUUGCAUUGUUCGAGACAUGGAUACCUGCUGCUGAGCAUGCGACCGGUCUCGAUACAUUCGUCACCUCAGGAGCAAAGGCAGCAUUUUCAGAGUUGGACCUCAUUGAUUUAAACUUCGUUCUAUACAGAUGUGAGCCAGAGGAGCGCGAUUCUAGUGAGGGCAAAGAUGGAGUUUACGAUAUCCCUGGUCAUGGGAAACUCGUAUAUGCUGGUUUACAAGGUUGGUGGAGCGUGCUCAAGAAUAUCAUCAAAGACAAUAACUUGGGACAUCCCAUGUGUAACCACUUGAGGGAAGGGCAAUGGGCGCUGGACUACAUAAUUGGCAGACUGGAAAGAAUCUCAAGCAAGUCUGGUUAUGAACGCGUACAGAAGCCAGCGAUGUGGUUGAAAGAGCGUUUCGAUGCUAUUCGAAAAAUGCCUAGCUUUUUACUCCCACGUUACUUUGGACUAGUUAUUCGAACUGCUUAUCGAGCUGCCUGGGAGCAAAGUUUGUCACUCAUGAAUAAGAAUGUUCGUGAAGGGCAAUGGUUCUUGCAAGAUUUGGCCAUGGUUAGCGUGCAGCAGACAGGAUAUGUUAAAUCUGCAUCCUUGUACCCCAAGAAGGCGGUGCCAUCUCUAGCAGCAGGUUUACCACAUUUCGCAGUUGAAUGGGCGAGAUGUUGGGGGCGAGAUGUGUUUAUUUCUGCAAGAGGUCUCUUCCUUGGUACAGGUCGCUAUGAUGAAGCCAGAGAGCAUAUUCUCGCAUUCUCAAGUGUCUUAAAGCAUGGCAUGAUACCAAACUUGUUGAGCAGUGGCAACUUACCACGUUACAAUUCUCGGGAUUCAAUCUGGUUUAUGUUACAAACCAUCCAAGAUUAUACAAAGAUUGUGCCAAAUGGAUUAGAUCUAUUGAAAGAGAAGGUACCUCGACGCUUCUUGCCUUAUGAUGACACAUACUUCGAUUCCGAUGAUGCAAGAGCAUACUCAAAGACAUCUAUUUUGGAGGACAUUAUCCAAGAAUCUUUGCAACGUCAUGCAUCUGGAAUGUCAUUUCGAGAAGCAAACGCUGGACCCAAUCUUGACAUGCAGAUGAGCUCCGAGGGAUUCAAUAUUGACAUCAAAGUUGAUUGGUCAACCGGUCUCAUAUUUGGCGGUAACCAAAAUAACUGCGGUACCUGGAUGGACAAGAUGGGUGAGAGUGAACGAGCUAAAAGCAAGGGAGUACCUGGUACACCUCGUGAUGGUGCCGCUAUUGAGAUCACUGGUCUCUUAUAUAGUACUCUUCGUUGGGUAGCUGAACUUCAUGAGAAAGGCAAGUACAAGUAUGCCGGCGUCAGUACUUCAGAUGCAUCUAUGCAGGUCAUCACUUUCUCCGAUUGGGCGAACAAAAUCAAGGAGAAUUUCGAACGUUGUUACUAUGUUCCAUUGGACUCUAAGGAUGACUCCAAGUAUGAUGUGAACACUUCUAUCGUCAAUCGGAGAGGUAUUUACAAGGAUUUGUACAAAUCUGGUAAAGAGUAUGAAGAUUAUCAACUGCGAGCAAACUUCCCAAUUGCCAUGACGGUGGCCCCAGAGCUAUUUGACGAUGCUCAUGCACUCAAUGCUUUGUUCCUUGCAGAUAAGGUUCUUCGUGGCCCUACUGGUAUGGCAACUCUUGAUCCUGCAGAUCUUAAUUACCGACCAUAUUACAUCAAUUCUGAAGAUAGUGAUGAUUUCGCAACUUCAAAAGGAAGAAAUUAUCACCAGGGUCCAGAGUGGUUAUGGCCAACUGGUUUCUUCUUGAGAGCCUUAUUGAAAUUUGAUCUCAAGAGAAGAAAGACUCCAGCGGCUAAGACCGAAGCUUUUCAACAGAUUACUCGUAGGUUAGCAGGCUGCAAGGAUGCUAUUGUUAGCAGUGACUGGGCAGGAUUAACUGAAUUGACAAACAAAGAUGGUUCUUAUUGUGCCGAUUCGGUAUGUUGUAUCCUCUGGUUUGUCUGAUAUAUGCUAAUAUGAUUAUAGUCACCAACGCAAGCAUGGAGUGCUGGUUGUUUAAUCGAUCUGUACCAUGACGCAGCACAAUAUGACGUUUCUCAAUUAUCGAAAUAGAUCACAGGACGGAUUAUGAGAAAAGUAAAGGGCAAUUGGAUGGUAGUAAUGGCGCAUGGGGCUGCGGGUCAUGAAUGAAGAAUUGAAGAAUUGCAAUUUUAUGUUGGACGUGAUAAUGACAGGAUGAUUCUUUAUGCGAAAAAGCGAGCGUGUGAAAAUGGGAACGGCUAUUGGUAGAUAAGACAGUUUUGAGCGUAGAAAAAUUGUUAAAGUUUUGGUUGGUUUGCAAUGUUCUUCUAAUUGAGUUACCUCUUUUCAUCAACAUCUCCCGUAAAACUUCAACCCCCUUCACAAUCUCGCACCAUCAAUCAUCACCAUCACUAACUUUCAAUCCUUCGCGGAAGAAAGCCCACAACGUAUGUUGCAUACUUAGGUAAUGCAAGAUGACUUUCUAGAUGAACGUGGAGAGUGAAGAUACGAUGUAGCUAGU